UCGCUGUGGCUCCACAACACGGAAACAAGCAGCUCUGUUGCCCGAAGGGGAGGCUGGCUGACGAGGGUCUCUGCUGCCUGUCAGACGCCGACACGGGACGAGGAGAUAGCAGUGUUUCCCGAAACAGGAGUUGAAGAUAAAAAAAAUUAAAAAAAAAAAACAAUCCUGGUCAAAAUGAGCUCCGAGGUUUUCUCGUAUGAGAGUCUGGUCCACGCAGUGUCCGGAGCGGUGGGCAGUGUGACUGCAAUGACGAUCUUCUUCCCUCUUGACACUGCCAGACUGCGCCUGCAGGUGGAUGAAAAUAGGAAGGCCAAAUCAACUCCAGCCAUUCUGGCGGAAAUUAUCAAAGAGGAAGGCCUUCUAGCCCCGUACAGAGGUUGGUUCCCCGUCAUCUGCAGCCUGUGCUGCUCCAACUUUGUCUACUUCUACUGCUUCCACAGCCUGAAGGCGAACUGGCUGAAGGGAAAGCAGUCGGCUCCCAGCACUGACUUGAUCGUGGGCAUCACUGCAGGUAUUGUAAAUGUACUAAUUACCACGCCUUUGUGGGUGGUCAACACCAGACUGAAGCUUCAGGGGUCCAAGUUCCGUAAUGCUGACAUACAGAUGACCAACUACUCGGGGAUUCUGGAUGCAUUUGUGCAGAUUGUCCGUGAUGAGAGCGUGGGAGCUCUGUGGAACGGCACCUUCCCAUCACUGCUGCUGGUGCUGAACCCUGCUAUCCAGUUCAUGAUUUAUGAGGGCCUGAAGAGGCAGCUGAGGAGAGGAGUUCCCAGGGAGCUGUCAUCUGUUGAAGUCUUUAUCAUCGGCGCUGUGGCCAAAGCUGUGGCCACUGCUGUUACAUACCCACUGCAGACUAUACAGUCCAUUCUCAGGGGUCGCGGGGGGUCGCUGGAGCCAAUCCCAGCUAACAUUGGGCGAGAGGCGAGGUACACCCUGGACAGGACGCCAGACUAUCACAGGGCCAUCAAAUUUGGACAAUACAACAAGUCAACAAACCAGUCCAAAUUCCUGUCCAGUCUAAGGACUGUUAAGUGUCUACUGGUCAAUAGAGUCAGGAAGCAUGGCAUGGUGGGUCUGUUUAAAGGCCUGGAGGCCAAGCUGCUGCAGACAGUGCUGACUGCUGCCCUCAUGUUUCUUCUCUAUGAGAAGAUCGCCAGCUGUACCUUCAGCAUCAUGGGACUGAGCAACAACUACAAGAAACGCUAGUGAGACACUUCUCUGCCAUGGACCCUCGGCUACACUAAGGCACUGACAAUGAAUCACUACUUAUGGACCACAUCAUGAUGAGGUCGUGGAAAUCUGCCAUUUGACACUAGAAACACAAAGGUCAUUAUCAUAGUUAUUAUCACAUGUUAUUAUCAUAAUCAGAUGUGCUGUUCUCUGUGUUGGUGGGGCAUCACACAGAGCAGGUUAUAUGUUUGUACAGGAAGAGGCAGUGCUGAACAUUUGUCAUUUAUGAGCCAAUUUACUGAUACUGAAUAUAACAUGGGGCUGAAACUCUACUACAUUUUACAGUUUGCAUCCAGGGGUUUUGCUAACAAAAUCACCUGCUGAGUUUUGUUUUGAGUGUUUGAAGGCAGUCUGUGGUUCACUCAUUGAAAUACAGCAUCAGUCUCCUCCCUCGUUGUUAUAA
Scophthalmus maximus (turbot) is the source of this 1633-nucleotide messenger RNA. It is a transcript of the gene slc25a17, whose product is annotated as solute carrier family 25 member 17. The transcript is spliced from 10 exons. Gene Ontology annotation, biological process: transmembrane transport. The record is from RefSeq and is a predicted model, not a curated record. Gene Ontology annotation, cellular component: peroxisomal membrane. Bases 175 to 1206 code for a protein of 343 amino acids. Gene Ontology annotation, molecular function: AMP transmembrane transporter activity; FAD transmembrane transporter activity; coenzyme A transmembrane transporter activity. Lineage: Eukaryota; Metazoa; Chordata; Actinopteri; Pleuronectiformes; Scophthalmidae.